This is a messenger RNA of Vicugna pacos (alpaca), 5622 nucleotides long. It is a transcript of the gene CWC27, whose product is annotated as CWC27 spliceosome associated cyclophilin. Gene Ontology annotation, molecular function: peptidyl-prolyl cis-trans isomerase activity. Gene Ontology annotation, biological process: protein folding; protein peptidyl-prolyl isomerization. NCBI's taxonomy places the organism in Eukaryota, Metazoa, Chordata, Mammalia, Artiodactyla, Camelidae. The record is from RefSeq and is a predicted model, not a curated record. Gene Ontology annotation, cellular component: catalytic step 2 spliceosome.
CAGGGAUAGCGGUGCUCGGGGCCGGGAGCAACAUGGCGGCGUCCGUGAGGGGCGAGCUUUGAAAGGAUGGUGUUUGGUGUCGCUGCCUUGCGGGGUGUUGACAGGCUGGAGCUUUCAAAACGCGACCUCCCGAUUUUAGGAAGCGUGUACCGAUAGGUGGACAAGUUUAGUGAUCGGCCGUCCGCUCUUAUCCCCAGUUAGGAGCUGAGACCCGAGCACGGACCAGUAUGAGCAACAUUUACAUCCAGGAGCCUCCCACGAACGGGAAGGUUUUAUUGAAAACUACAGCUGGAGAGAUUGAUAUAGAGUUGUGGCCAAAAGAAACUCCUAAAGCUUGCAGAAAUUUCAUUCAGCUUUGUUUGGAAGGAUAUUAUGACAACACCAUAUUUCAUAGGGUGGUACCUGGUUUUAUAGUCCAAGGGGGAGAUCCUACUGGCACAGGGACUGGUGGAGAGUCUGUCUAUGGAGCCCCGUUCAAGGAUGAAUUCCACUCACGGUUACGUUUUAAUCGGAGAGGACUGGUUGCCAUGGCAAAUGCUGGCCCUCAUGAUAACGGCAGCCAGUUUUUCUUUACACUGGGUCGAGCAGAUGAACUUAACAAUAAGCACACCAUCUUUGGAAAGGUUACGGGGGAUACAAUAUAUAACAUGCUGCGACUGACAGAAGUAGACAUUGAUGACGAAGACAGACCACAUAAUCCACACAAAAUAAAAAGCUGUGAGGUUUUGUUUAAUCCUUUUGAUGACAUCACUCCAAGAGAAACAAAAAGGCCAAAAAGAGACAAACCAGACGAAGAAGUAAAGAGAUUGAGACCCAAAGGCACAAAGAAUUUUAGUUUACUUUCAUUUGGAGAGGAAGCCGAGGAAGAAGAGGAGGAAGUAAAUCGAGUUAGUCAGAGCAUGAAGGGAAAAAGCAAGAGUAGUCAUGACUUGCUUAAGGAUGAUCCACAUCUCAGCUCUGUCCCAGCUGUUGAAAGUGAAAAGGGGGAUGCAGCAGGAGAUUUAAAUGAUGAUGCAGACUGUGAAGGUGCGGAGCAUGAGGAAUAUGCUGAUGGUGAUGAGAAGAACCUGAUGAGAGAGAGAAUUGCAAAGAAGUUGAAAAAGGACACAAGUGCAAAUGUUAAGUCAGCUGGAGAGGGUGAAGUGGGGAAGAAAUCAGUUAGCCGCAGUGAAGAGCUCAGAAAAGAAGCGAGACAGCUAAAGCGGGCACUCUUAGCAGCGAAACAAAAAAAAGUGGAAAAUGCAGCAAAACAAGCAGAAAAAAGAAGCGAAGAGGAGGUGGCCGCUCCAGAUGGUGCUGUUGCAGAAUACAGAAGAGAAAAGCAAAAGUACGCAGCUUUGAAGAAGCAGCAGGCAAAGAAGGGAACUUCCCGGGAAGACCAGACACUUGCACUGCUGAACCAGUUUAAAUCUAAACUCACUCAAGCAAUUGCUGAAACUCCUGAAAAUGACAUUUCUGAAACAGAGGUAGAAGAUGAUGAAGGAUGGAUGUCACAUGUACUUCAGUUUGAGGAUAAAACGAGAAAAGUGAAAGACGCAAGCAUGCAAGACUCAGACACGUUUGAAAUCUACGAUCCUCGGAAUCCAGUGAAUAAAAGAAGACGGGAAGAAAGCAAAAAGCUGAUGAGAGAGAAAAAAGAAAGACGAUAAAAUGGAGUAAUGAUAACCAGAACUCGCUGGAAACACGCCUGCAAUAAAUGGCCUCCGAGCAGCCGUUGUUCCCGACAGCAUCGCUUACGGGUGUGAAGAGGGGUAUUUUUGAACCUGUUGUCUGGUUUUGAAAAACAGUUAUCUUGUUACGUAAACUGUGACAUAAGUAAGCAAAUGCUUUUUGUUACUGGUACCUUUUCCCCCCAAUUGACCUUUUACAUUGCUAAAUCGCAAAUAAAAUCACUUUCCUUCCAGUUUACAUGUUAACCAUUUGCAGACGUGCAAACCUAUCUGUGUCUUUUUACCCUUAAAUGUGUGACGGCUUCAUUUUCAGGAUUUUUUUGUAAGAAGUUCUUACAGAAAGAAUGUUUGAAAGAAACCUUCUUGCCAUUCUGUUACCACAGUACUAACUUUGAAAUAUAAUUUCAGAAUUAUAUAAUAUAAAGAUUGAUGUUCUCUUUUGCAUAUAAAUAUCUAAAAAUAGCCCCAUCAGUAAGACUCAAUAGUCUCAUGAGUUAAAUCUUAAGGAACCCCUAAGUGAAUAUUCACACCUGAAUCUAGGCCCAUGCCUGGGUUUUACUGUUGCAGUCAAGACACUCAACACACCACAAGUAAGGUCAGCCCAGCUUAUUGCUCACCCUGGCCUGACACCAAGCCACCUGCCCAUUCCCCUCCCCCUCUCAGCACAGCAACAGCAGGAGAGCAUGCAGGGGUCCCAGUCUGGCAAGAGAACUCACUAAGAAUGUAACGUUAGCCUUUUAUGUCAAUCAGUCAUGCUGGUUAUUUACUGUAUAUUAUCUAUACUGAAUGCCAAAAUUAUACCACAGGCUAACUUCAGUUACCUAAUUCCCACCAGCCACGUUUUUUCAGAUAAUGCCUCAUCGGCUCUCUCUUUUGAAAUGGAAUCCAACAGGCAUUCUCUAGAGCACUUGCUCUCAAAUCGUAGUCCCAGAUACUAUACUACAGCAGUGGCGGCAGCACUGAAGGACAUGUUAGAAAUGCAAAUUUUUUCCACACUACCCACCACCACCACCCCAAUCCAGAUUACUGGAUCUGAAACUUGGAUCAGAGAGGGCUUGUUAAACAGGCUGCUGGCUUCACUGCUGGUGAUUCAAUCUUUGGAGACUGGCAAUAUCUGGUGAAGUCAAAGAUGUUCAUAUCCAGUGAUCCAAAAUUUCUAAUCCUAGGUCUGUCCCCUAAAGAAAUUCUCACACACUGCUCAAGGAGACCUGUACUAAAUAUCCAUUAAAGCAUCAACCAAAAAAUGGAUAAAUAAGUUACUGUAUAUCCAUACUAUGGAAUACACUGUAGUGGUGAAGAUCAGUAAACCAGAGCUGUGGGCAUUAGCUUUAAAAAUAAUAUGAAAAAAGGAAACCACCUCUAUAAGAAUUCUAAACACUCAGCUCAGCAUUAUAUAUUGUUUGUGGAUGAACACAUAUAGUAAAAGUAUAAAAAUGCCUAUAAAAAUAGUGGCUACCUCUGAGGAGGCAGAAGGAAUACACAGGGCGCUUCACUUGUGUUUGUAAUAUUUUAUGUCUUAAUACAGAUGUUGGGUAAUCAAUCUUUAUAUUGUUCUCUAUACACUGUGGUAUAACUGAAAUAUUUCAUAAUUUGUUAUUUAUCAUCAUAGCUAGAAUCUGAUGUGAGAAGACAGAAGGUCUCUCAAUACUAACACCUUUCUUUUUGGCUUCAGAAGUAGGAGACAGUUUCAGAGAGGAGGAGAGGGAUAUGAUAAAGGUGUCCUGGGGAACAGACGCAAAACCACCAAAAAAUAAGCCAGUGUUUGGAAAUGUGCUCUGUCUUUCCCUCACCACAAUAAUAUCAAUUGUAUUUCAGAUGGUCACAAAGCAAAAUGUUUUCUAAACUCACAAAGUCUCUGUUGGUUUCAAGACAAACACUGAAUCUGUUUGUGCUGAAGUACCCCAUAGGUUUCUCUACCAUUCCUCCUAGAAUGUGUCCCCUUAACCAGUGUGGUCUCAUCCCAAGGACAGAGAGAGCCCCAGGCCUCUGGGACACAACUAGAAGAGUAAUGUUUGUAAGUUUAGAAAGAUAACUGAACAACAAAAUUAAAACCUCAGGUUGGCUGAAUGUUCCUUUUCCUGCUUUAAUUGCAAGGAGCCGAAAGAUCUGAAAUUCUAGCAAGAUUAGAAUCUUACUAGAAGAAUUCCACCAUGAUAAUAAAACCCACUUUGAAUUUAACUGAAUUAUAGCAAUAAUAAUUUUUCAAAAGCUUAAGAAUAUGGUUUAAUUAUCUGUUAUAUAUGGUAUUAAAUGUGCUUAUAGUCAAGUCUUUGGAAAUUUCACAAGAGCAUGUUUGUGCCACGUGAAAUGCAAAAGAAAGUUCAAAGACAAAAAAAUGAAAACAGAUAAGAAAAUUACCCUUUAUAGUUCACUCUAAUUUUAUAUUUAUAUUGAGCUUAUGUUCCUCUAUGUGCUAACCCUAGGGAUGUUAUCCUGAGACAGCGAAGUCUGUCAGCCUUCCUGUUCACUGUCUACGGCUGUGCCGGGCAUUCUGGAGAGCAGAGAGAAAAACAACUCCUGGCAGUUCUUUUUUCUCAUUUUCUGACAAGCUAUUUUUUCACUUUGGUUGAAACUUUUGGCAAGGUGAAAGUUAAAACUAACUCUAGACCUCUCCUUUCUCAAUAGGUAAUUGAAGGAAAUACAGAUCUCUUGAGAAUUUUUGAGUGGUAUAAUAUCAAAGCACACGUUAUCCCAGGCCCGCAGCUCCGAGGCCACACAGCCAUAGUGCAUCUGCUGCAUCUAAAAAUGGGGACACCCUAGAACAAGGUCAUUAAAACGUGUGAGGAGAUGAGUGGUUCACUGCUGUUGUUUUUAGAACAAGUUCAAUAAGCUAUGGUGUCCUUAUCAAACUGUCACUACCAAGUUUCUUGAUAGGAUCUGACGUGUGAGGUACAUAAACCUGUUCUGUGGUAUCACUGGGGCCUGAAUGGAAAAGGUUAGAUAAAUGCAAAUAUUGCCCCAACAUGCUGUUUAAUCUUAGUGAUAACAAGAAAGAAAAUGAAUGUGUGAAGUGAGUUACCAUUGAGGGUUCUAUCAGUAUAAGCAAUUUGUAUGUACGGGGUGUAGAGAAGUUAAGAGGGGUUACAUUCUUUAACGCCGUCAUUCACAAAAAAAAAAAAAAAGUCUGGUUUCUCCAUGACUUUAACUCCAUUCCAGUGACUCUACAGUUUAUCAGGUGGUACCACUUCUAAUUACUAGAAACCAGGAUGUUUUCCUGUCCCAUAUAUGUUAUCUCCUUUCUCCUGUUAGAUUUUAAUGCAGAGAACUGAAACAGGAGCCAUACUUUAGAGAAAUUCUUUCUAAUAGGGGGGUUUGAUGAAAUUUGAGUUCCUAGAGAAACAAUACAACACCAAAUCUUACUAAGAUGGAUGUUAGAAGUCCCUUGCUGGUAGAAAGAACACUCAUUUAUUCCCCAAAAUCUUCCUUGACAAAGCCAUGCAUGAAAAUCUUUGUCACAGGUGCUAAGGGUUUUGCUCAUCCCUGUGCGGAGUUGUUUUCAGUGGUGCGCUGAUAAACUGGCUUCCUAAAAAAAACAGAAAGGAAAGCCCUGACUUGUAGGAUUUCUGUGGUAUAAAUACUCUCACCAUAACUGAUUUCAAGCCACCAAAAGUAGGUCCAGGAUACAACUGGUCGUUUUCCCCAUUCUGUUUCAUUGUUGCUAAAAGCUUCCAUAGUAACUCUUGCACUGGCACUAUAAGAACUCACAAAGGGUUUUAACCUUUUUUCAAGGCCACAAUCUUCAAGAGUAUUUGUUUUAUGUGAUUACUUUACAUGAUUGGGUGAAGCUGUAGCAACAUUUAAGUUGUAGCAUCGUCUGCACCCUAUGCUUUUUAUCACUAGUUUGUAUCUUUAGAUUCUCUGUUGAUGGAGUUUUCCAAAGUCACUUGGCUCACAUUUCUUCCUUUUGCUUUUGCCUCAAUUUAGUCCAAAUCUCACAGGAAAAAAAAAAAAA